Microplitis mediator is the source of this 1113-nucleotide messenger RNA. RefSeq names its product 39S ribosomal protein L40, mitochondrial (gene mRpL40). Bases 159 to 779 code for a protein of 206 amino acids. Gene Ontology annotation, cellular component: mitochondrial ribosome; mitochondrial large ribosomal subunit. The transcript is spliced from 5 exons. NCBI's taxonomy places the organism in Eukaryota, Metazoa, Arthropoda, Insecta, Hymenoptera, Braconidae. The record is from RefSeq and is a predicted model, not a curated record.
GUAAUUUUUAUCAGCAGACAGUUUAUGUACACGUGAUAUUUUUAAUUUUAUAAACAAUAUAGUAAAUAAAAAUAAAUAAAUUGAUUAAUUAUUCAUGACAGAUGACAUUAAUAAAGUUAAUUAACUACCAGUUUAUUUUAUAAACGUAAUUAGUAAUAAUGAGUUUUAUAAAUAUUUUCGCUAAACAAUCUAGAGUAUUUUUGAACCCUGUAUUGAGACAAUGUACUGCAGCAAGAAAUAUUUUUACUGAUAUUACUCCAAGUUGUUUUAGAAUAACGGAUGCUCUGUUUGGUGAGCCGCUGAAAAAAAAGAAAAAAUUAGACCCUGCGAUAAUAAAACAAAGACAAGAACGUAAGCGUAGAAAGAUAGAAAAACAAAUUCGCCGAUUGGAAAAACAUGCGAGACAAUUAAAACCUAUUGGUGAAUGUGAGAUUCCAUUCAAAUUAGUUGAGGAACAAAAACAAAGAACACGUGAGCCUCCAAAGCUGACACCUGAAAUCCUCGAAGAGAGAGCUCUGCUGUUCAAAGACUGGUGUCGGUACAAACAUCAUCAGUACGUUGAAGAUUUAGAAACAACUGAUACAAUAAUCUUAUCACAGAAGAAAGCUCUAGAGGAGCUAAAAGCCGAGUCAGUUGAUCUCUAUAAUGCGGCACUAGAGUUAGAUUUAUCAUUGAUGUCUUACGAAGCCAAAGGACCAACGUUUACUCCUCCGAUUCCUAAUUACCAACCUCCAGAUGGCGAUUACUUCGACGUAACGAAAAAAUACGAAGGGGAAUAAAUAAAUAUAUUUAUUUAAUUAUUUAUUUAUAUAUAUAUGUAUGUAUAUGUAUAUAUAUAUAAAUAAAUUUUCAUCAUCAUAACUGUCAAAAAUAUGUAUGAUUUAGUAAAACGAUGCCAAGGCUUGAGAGAAUUAUAUAAAUGUGUGAUACCUUAAGUAUUAUAACUUAUAACCAACUCAUUUAGUUGAUAAUCGUACAGGCUUGGUAAAUAUUAUUGAGUUAUAUUUAAAGAUUAUCAUUUUUACAUAAGUCCAUAUUUGUAUUGAAUUUAAUUUCUAUUAAUACUUAUUCACUAUUUAGUUUCAUAUUAUAAAAUAAACUGCCUAACAAUUA